Molecule: messenger RNA, 1551 nt
Organism: Aureobasidium vineae
Lineage: Eukaryota; Fungi; Ascomycota; Dothideomycetes; Dothideales; Saccotheciaceae
Source: the annotation of a GenBank genome assembly
AUGAAGGUCUUUGUUCUUCUUUCCGCGGCUUUCGCUGCUGUGGCACAGUCUGCAGCAUCUACGGGAUGUGGAAAUCCACUAUCUCCUCAACUCACUCGGGGAGGCUCCAGCCAAACCAACACUCUAAGCUUCACGACUUCGGACGGAGUUGUUCGCAGCUACCUACUCCAUAUUCCUUCCUCCUACGAUAUCAACACACCCGCGCCGAUUGCCUUCUCCUAUCAUGGCAGAACCGAAUCUCCUCAGGACCAAGAGAACAUCUCCGGCAUGUCUAACGAGACGUUCAACCCAAACUAUCUUGUUGUUUACCCCCAAGGUAUCAGCUUGCAAUGGCAAGGUGAUCCGGCUGCAGUUGGAUAUGAUGACGUUGGCUUCACGCUUGGACUUCUUGCCAACCUGUCAAGCACUUUGUGCAUAGACUCUUCUAGAGUUUACGCUGCAGGCAAGUCAAAUGGAGGUGGAUUCGCUGCCAACGUCCUGGCUUGCGAUACCCAGGCCUCCCGACUCUUCGCAGCAUUCGCUGGUGCUUCGGGUGCAUACUACCAAGGUACAACAGACGCGAAUUGUAACGAUGCCACUGUGUCAAUCGCUUGCAAUCCUGGUCGCUAUCCUGUGCCAAUUUUCACAACCCAUGGAGAUGCUGACACGACGAUUCCAUACACUGGAGGAGGUCGCCGCGGUCGCUGUCUACCUUCCAUUCCGCUCUUCAUGACAAGUUGGUCGACUCGCAAUGGUUUAGGAUCUUCGAAUACUUCGGUUUCAUUGUAUAACAACAAUGUGGUGCGCUAUGACUAUGGAAACGACAGCUUCCCGCAGUUGAGUGCUCAUUACUAUGUGCAUGGUCUGGGACAUACUUGGCCUUCCAUCGCAGCUGGGUCAUCGUUUGACGCAACUCCUUUAUUGUUCGCGUUCUGGGACAAAUGGACCCUAGACACUACGCCCUACAACUUCGUGAAUGCCACUCCAAGUGCAACUACUACCUCUAGCACNAGGGUAUCUUCGACAGCCACACCAAGUUCUAGCGUGCCGGCGGCGAACAUGUGUCCAUCGGUGAACGGCCAGUUAGUAACUGAUUCCAGCGGCAACACCUACAAGGUCACUUGUUCGGCAGAUAACAGCGUUGGAUCUUAUGCGAAUGCCCAAGCCUCUGCAUCAUAUCUUGAUUGCAUGAAUGCUUGCGAUGCGGCAAUCUCGGCUGGCUGCGUAGGCUUUACGUAUGUCGGAGGCACGAACGGUGUCGGCUCAGGUUGGUUAUUCUUGUUUCGUACUUCCGUUGACUCUUUCAUGCUGACACAAAAACCAGGUACAUGUUGGCUCAAAAGAGCAUGGGUACCUAUCCAGCGUCCGGCAGCAACACCAUCUCUGCAGUCAGGGUAUCUGGCGGAUCACCUGCAAACAGUGUUUCAUCUGCUGUUCAAAGCACGUCGUCAGCAUCGUCGAUCAGUUCAUCUGCCUCCUUGUCUACCGCCACCGCUACUUCGGCUCUAUCUUGUCCUGCUUCAAACAACCAGGUAUACACCUACGUGGCUAAUGGAGCACAAUUUGUGGUAG